Molecule: messenger RNA, 475 nt
Organism: Cucurbita maxima (winter squash)
Lineage: Eukaryota; Viridiplantae; Streptophyta; Magnoliopsida; Cucurbitales; Cucurbitaceae
Exons: 2
Coding region: 48-440 (130 amino acids)
Source: RefSeq, a predicted model, not a curated record
CAUUUGUGAAACGAGCUUGUAGCCCUACAACUUCAAGACAAUCCACAAUGGUCAUGGGUAAUGGUUUCAAGCUCUUUCACACCAUUUUCUUAGUGAUUGUUUGGCAAUAUUGUGCAAAAGUGGGUGCCACUUUUGGGGAUGAAACCGGUGUCAUAAAUCUCGAUCAUCAAUUUUCAUUUCGUGCCUUUGGAUCACAUGACACACAAGCCCCCAUUGUUGCACCAAUUGGAAGUAGCACAAAUGUUUUAGUGGCAGCACCAUUUGGAAGCAUCGCUCAAACUCCCGAGGCUCUAACCCCAAAGGCUUCGUCAACUGAAAGCAUUGCUCUAACCCCGGAGGUUGCAUCGGUUGAAAGCAUUGCUCUAACCCCAGAGGCUGCACGAGUUGGAAGCACUCAAACCACAACCAUUACACCAAUUGGAAGUAGCACACAAGCAUGAGAGUAGCAUUGAUGUGCAUGGAGGUUUCUUUGCUA